GCUUGGAACUGCUCUUCAGAGUGAGCGUCUCUCUCACUCUCCCCAGUCGUUAAGUCAGAGAGCAGGGGAGGAAGGGAAGGCAGAGAGACCAGGGGAGGUCUGAACGACACCAUCCCAGCUAUCCCCGGACAUAUUUUAAAUGCACAGACUGAUAAAUGCAAGCACGCAGACCAGCUUUGAUUUACUGGAGGAACAUCGAGAUAACCAAGCUGUCACUCUGCAAGACAUGUGUUCAACUUUUCCUGCCAGGACACAAACUUAAAGGAGCUCUUCUAGGAACUGUAGCAUGGUUAAGUGCAUAUGAAAAUAGCUUUCAAUGCUGGAGGUCCAGUAUAAAAAUGGAUGACACAUGUUCCAGGCCAACGGUGUUCUUCACCGUUUUCUGAUUCCAGAUCUAAAGGAAGCAUCCAGCCAAAACGCCAACUAAGAAGGAGCAGAUAAAGAUACAAGGACUUCAAUCACCUGCAACCUUUCCCCCAGGCUGAUAUGAUGCUGUGGUACACAUUUGGGCACCACUUGCUCUCUCUGGCAGCACUUCUGGUGAUUGUGAGCUGCGGAGGAGGGGAGCAGAGGAGAGGGACGGAGAGCAGCACCAGCAGCACAGGUGGCAGCAGCAGCAGCAGCAGUAGUGGAGGAAGCAGUAGUAAUUAUAGCAGCAGACGUUUUCAUAAGAUCCAGCAUGGCCAGUGCACCUAUACAUUCAUCCUACCUGAGGGAGAUGGGGCCGGAGGAGGCUCCUGCAGGGAGGCGAAAGGUGGUAGCCCACAGUACAACGCCAACUCUCUCCAGAGAGACGCUCCGCCACCUGAGCCAGACUUUCCAAGCCAGAAGAUCCAACAGCUCGAACACAUUAUGGAGAAUUAUACCCAGUGGCUGCAGAAGAUUGAGAACUACAUCAAAGAGAGCAUGAAGACGGAGAUGGCUCAACUGCAGCAGAGUGCUGUCCACAACCACACAGCAGCCAUGUUGGAAAUGGGCACCAACCUUCUCUCUCAGACAGCUGAACAGACACGAAAGCUAACUGAUGUAGAGACACAGGUUCUGAAUCAGACAUCCAGGCUUGAGAUCCAGCUGCUGGAAAAUUCUCUUUCCACUAACAAGUUGGAGAAAGACUUAAUGGUCCAGACCAAUGAGAUCAGCAAGCUCCAUGACAAGAACAGCCUCCUGGAACAGAAGAUGUUAGAGAUGGAGAUGCGACACCAUGAAGAGCUAGAGACGCUGAAGCAGGAGAAAGGAAGUCUCCAGACCCUGGUGGGGAGGCAGAGCGGGGUUAUCAGGGAGCUGGAAGCCCAGCUGAGACGGGCCACAGGAAACAGCACGGCCCUGCAGAGACAGCAGCAGGAGAUGAUGGAUACCGUCCACAACCUGCUCAACCUCUGCUCCAAAGAUGGAGUUGUACCAAACAGUACAAAGGCUGCAGACGAAGAGAAGAAGUUCCGCGACUGUGCCGACCUCCACCAGGCUGGCUUCCAUAAGAGCGGAGUCUACACCAUCCAGAUCAGUCCUCAGGAGACUAAAAAGGUGUAUUGCAACAUGGAAACAGUCGGUGGUGGAUGGACGGUCAUCCAGCGCAGAGAGGACGGCAGCGUGGACUUCCAGAGAACGUGGAAAGAAUACAAGAUGGGUUUUGGGAGCGUGUCUGCAGAGCACUGGUUGGGCAACGAAUAUGUUUACCAGCUGACCAGCCAGAGGCAGUACGCCCUCCGUGUAGAACUGACAGAUUGGGAUGGACACCAGGCCUUCUCACUGUAUGACCGCUUCCAAAUCGGCAGUGAGAAACAAAACUACAGGCUGUUCCUGAAAAGCCACAGUGGGACCGCAGGUCGACAGAGCAGUCUGGUAAUCCAUGGAGCAGACUUCAGCACCAAGGACAUGGACAAUGACAACUGCAUGUGCAAGUGUGCGCUCAUGCUAACUGGCGGUUGGUGGUUUGAUGCCUGCGGCCCAUCCAACCUUAACGGCAUGUACUUCACUCAAGGGCAACAUGUAGGGAAGCUGAACGGUAUCAAGUGGCACUACUUCAAGGGCCCCAGCUACUCACUGCGAGCCACAGCCAUGAUGAUCCGCCCGCUGGACUUCUCCUAGUCUUUAGAACUUCUGAACCUCUAACUUCCAAACAGGCUAUGCAGCACAUUAGAGGGACGCUUCCUAUUUAAUCCUCUUGUCUCAUCUCAUUUCGCUGGCCAUGGGAGUCAUCCAACGAGCCUUUUAUUCAACCUGGUUCCUCCCCAGAGCUGUUGCUGUGCACAGGUCAAAAGCUGUGGCAUCAACAUGCUACUGUUGCCUCAUAACCUUUCACCCUCCUUCACUGCACUGAAAAGCAGCCAUGGAGAAGAAGACAGAGCAUGACAUGUUUCACCUAAACUGAUUUCUGUUCCAAACCAGAUGCACAAAUUCAAAGACAAAUGAGCUCAGGUGUGUUAUCCUACUCCUGGAAUUUGUGCACAUUUUGUCAGCUUGUAUGAAGAUUCAAGCAUUAUGUCAAACACAUUUUUUCCUUUUUUCUGGGGACUUGUGUUCUAAUAACAUGGAGGACUUGAACUCUUCUGAAUGGAAAGCAGCUAUCACAGAGCAGCACUGACUCUUAAACUGCUGGACAGAAUUAUCUGGAACGCUCUAAGGGGACGAAUGAGAGAUAUGCCUUUUUGUAUUGCAAUGUUGCUCACAGAAACAGCCCAUAAAUGUUUCGUUUGUAUUAUAUAUUGUGUAUUUAGUAUUAUUUUUGUUAUCCCAACUGUAUACAAUAUCCAAAGUGAGAUGAAAUUGUCUUUUGUACUGUACAGUGUAUACUGAAUUUAUAUCUGCAUUAUGUAUAAGACACACACUCAGUUUUAAGGUGACCUCUACAUGUAAAUUUAAGUGUUGAUGUGGCGUGGCAGUUGGUAAUAGUUAUUAGGGUCACUUGCAGCAUUAGCUGGCAAUUACACACUUGCCGUCUUGACACAGUGUGAUUAUUUUUAGAGUUCAAGAUGUGAGGUUAUUAUUGGAUUAGAUUCUGGACUUAGAUCCAUUUGCCUUUAUUACUGGCUGAGAAAUGGCGAAUACCUGCCAAGGUUCAGAUCCGGAGUGAUCAUCUUACCUCUGCUGAAUAUGAAAAACAAGAACAUUAAUUCAGAUGCGUAGACUUAGUGAUAUGUAAUCCUAGCAGCUGUGUGAGUAUGGAAAGAAGUAAAUGCAUGUUUGCAUAUACAUGUAAUGGGUAUUUUGAGAAACGCCGUGACUCCUGUGUAAUCACAAAGAUGUAAAUGCUUAUAUUAAGCUGGUGUCCUACAAGUACAUAACUCGCAAAGAAUGAGGUUGAAGUUCAUAUCACUGUACCUCUUUUUUUUUUUACUUUAAAAACCAUAAAAUCAUUCAAGACUGGUCCUGUCAAGGCAGUUUUAGUUUCAUCAGACUGUAACCUCUGACCUUAAGACAACGAGCCAAUCAUUAAGACAAGUUUUGUCCAAAAAUGUUUUUCACAGACAUCAAUAUGACACGGUUUCAGAAUCCAGCCAGUUUCUGUUUCUCAUCAAUGCAGCUUAUAAAAAAAGGAGGUAGAGUUGGAUAUGAAGCAUGAAAUUAAUGAUUCCACCAAGUGAUCCGUGUGAACAUGUAUUUCAUAACUUACAACUUGCAACAACAGAAUCUACUGUGGAGUAUUUACUAAAGGUACAUGUGGCGAGAAGAUAAAGUGUAUCUGGAACUUGUAAAACUACAAUUGACAUGUUUAUUAGCAUACUAAAAUGGUAUAACUUAACGUGUGUGUGCAUAAAGAAACUUUCCUGAGGAAAGCUGUUCUUUUUCUGUUUUUUCUCUGCCAGAAGUACAAUUGUUUUUUGAAGUUGAGCAUAAAACAUAGAAGUUAAGAUAAUAACCCUGGAGAAAUGUGCCUUUGAUAACUCUGCUUUUACCUCAUUAAAUUCUAGAUUUGCAGAUUUAUUUAAACAUCUUUUGUAACAUGUGGUCAGUGUUGUGUUGCUAGAUUAAAUAAAAGAGCAUGUGAUGCACUAAUGUUUUCAA
Messenger RNA from Thunnus maccoyii (southern bluefin tuna), 4002 nucleotides. It is a transcript of the gene angpt1, whose product is annotated as angiopoietin 1. NCBI's taxonomy places the organism in Eukaryota, Metazoa, Chordata, Actinopteri, Scombriformes, Scombridae. Gene Ontology annotation, molecular function: receptor tyrosine kinase binding. The transcript has 9 exons. The record is from RefSeq and is a predicted model, not a curated record. Gene Ontology annotation, biological process: Tie signaling pathway; angiogenesis. The coding region runs from base 487 to 2085 and encodes 532 amino acids.